Rotaria socialis is the source of this 972-nucleotide messenger RNA. Lineage: Eukaryota; Metazoa; Rotifera; Eurotatoria; Philodinida; Philodinidae. The record is from the annotation of a GenBank genome assembly.
AUGAAGAAUAGUUCUGACGAUCGUCCGAAUUCUCCAAAAAUUCGAUAUUGGAAUCAUGUUCACAUUAACAUUCCUGCUAAUGCUAAAUGGGCACAGAACGGUGUGACUGUUGCUGGAGGCAACGGGUGUGGGAAUGCCACCAAUCAAUUCAAGCAGCCUCUUGGUCUCUUCGUUGAUGAUGAUCAAACAGUGGUUAUUGCUGAAAACGGGAAUCAUCGUAUCAUGCGAUGGAAGAACGGUGAUACAACGAAUGGACAAGUUGUUGCUGGUGGUAAAGGCGAAGGAAAGGGAUUACAUCAGUUGAAUCAUCCAACUGCUGUAUUAAUUGACAAAGAGACGGAUAGUCUCAUUAUUUGUGAUGCAGGGAAUGGACGAAUUGUACGAUGGUCUCGUCGUAGUGGUACAACACAAGGAGAAAUCCUUAUCGACAGAAUCGCCUGUUGUGGAUUGACAAUGGAUGAACAUAGAUCUCUCUACGUCUCCGACGUCGUAAAACAUGAAGUAAGACGAUAUCAACGGGGUAAGAAUUACACUCUCGUAGCUGGUGGUAAUGGUAAAGGUGAUGGACUCAGUCAACUCAACUUUCCGACACAUCUCUUUGUCGAUCGAGAUCAUUCAGUGUACGUAUCAGACAGAGAUAAUCAUCGCGUAAUGAAAUGGGUGGAAGGUGCAGAAGAAGGUAUUGUGGUCGCUGGAGGACAAGGCGAAGGGAAUGCUCUGACACAAUUGUCUGCUCCGGAAGGAAUUUUCGUUGAUACGUUGGGUACACUCUAUGUAGCAGACCAGGGGAAUAAUCGUGUGAUGCGUUGGACUCAAGGAGCAAAACAAGGCACUGUAAUUGUGGGUGGAAACGGUUCAGGAGCAGGACCAAAUCAGUUUGACGUCCUCGCUGGUUUGUCUUUCGAUCGACAUGGUAAUCUCUAUGUCGCCGAUUAUAAUAAUCAUCGUGUUCAACAAUUUUCUAUCGAAUGA